Messenger RNA from Scheffersomyces coipomensis, 2157 nucleotides. RefSeq lists its product as uncharacterized. The record is from RefSeq and is a predicted model, not a curated record. The transcript has 2 exons. The coding region runs from base 1 to 2157 and encodes 718 amino acids. Lineage: Eukaryota; Fungi; Ascomycota; Pichiomycetes; Serinales; Debaryomycetaceae.
AUGGUAGGAUCAUCAUCAUUGCCUAGGAUAAAUGGUGACACGGAUGAUGAUGCGUCAAUUCAUCUUCAUGCCACGAUUGGUCCAGCUAAACCAUUGAUUGGAUCGCAUAAGAAACCAAUCAUUAGAACUGAAGUGGAUGAAAAAAUAUAUCAUGAAUUACGAGAUAUAACGGAUAAUAAUGGUAUUGAAGAAGAAGAGGAGGAGAAGGAUUAUGAUGAUGAUUAUGAUAAUGGUCCUGUUGGUUUGUCACAUCAUGAUUUAAAUGAUUCAUUUCGAAAAUAUCAACAACAAUUAGUGAACAAUAAUGGAUAUGAUAAUGAUUCAGAUGAUGAAGAAGAAGAGGAUGAUGAUUACGUAGACUUUAAUGAUGAUGAUGAUACUACAGAAGUGGAAUCCGAAGGAGAUGAACUCGACUUUGAUUCUGAAAGUGAUGGUGAUAAAGAAUUAAAAGCUUUGAAUGAAAGAGUUAAAUCAUUUAAUCAAUCAAAAUAUUAUAAUCAUAGUCCUAUUCAAACAUUACUUCCAUCAUCUGAUAAACCAAAUCAAAGUUUGUUUGAUGAGUUCAAAACAACCACAGAGAAUCAAAGUGUUGAAAUAUCGGAUGACCAACCAGAAACAGUCGAACCAGAAAUAGAAGAUAAAGAAGAUGAACAGAUUAAAGAUGAUAAACCAGAGGCCACUAUACCGAACCAGACUUCAGCAUUUGCGACAAUUGAUAAUUCUCAUACUUAUAAAAGUUUAAUUGAAAUCACUGACAAAUUAAGUAAACGACAAGAUUUCCUUGAGGAUAAUCUUUCUUCAUCAUCAUCAUUUAUUAAUUCCAAAUUUGAUUCGGUUAACACUAAACUUGAAAGUAUAGAAAAAACUGUGGUAGAAAACUUAAAUAAUUUCAAACAAGAAAUAACACUCUUACAACUGAUUCAAGGAAGUGAAAAUCUAGAUGAUAGUACCAUUCAUGAUAAUUUAGUCUCCAUCAAAAAGGAGAUUGUGGAUGAGUUUGUUAAUAACUUACCUCAGUAUGUACCUGUCUAUAUUCAAAAUGGCAAAAUUCAUUUCGUUCCCCAAUUCCAUAAAUAUUUAUAUAAUUUCGUGGAAAAUUAUCAUCAAGCUCAUGCUUCAAACACAACCACAAUUGCACCAUUAACUAAUAGCACUACUAUAAACACACAUUUUAUGGAUAAACAAGAGUUGGAACGAUAUCUUGAUAAAAGAUUCUUAAGCAAUAAUAAAUUCUUUAUAUCUAAAUUCAAUACUUUGAUUGAUAGCUUAGAUUUAUCAACUUCAAACCUCACUAAUAUUAAUGAAAGUAGUGAGAAACUUAUCAAAUCAACAAAUAAAAUCUUACUUCGUGAAUUAUUAAAAGUAUUAUCGAAUGGUUCUAUAAAGAUCAAUUAUUCAGAUUAUACUCUUGGAUCAAGGAUAUUAGGAUUUUUAACUAAAUCAAAUUUAAAAAAUUCAUCAACAUCCAUAAGUCAUAAGUUAUUAUUAGGUUGGUAUGAUUAUGUUAGUGGAAGUGGUGUGAAAGAUCUUGGAUAUAAUGCUAAUUCCGUGAUACUUAAUACUGAUCAAAGUUGGAAAUGUCAAUCUAUAACGAAUGAUCAACCAUGUUCGAUUGGGAUAAGAUUAUCAGAUACGAUUGUGAUAUCAGACUUGGUCAUUAGUGUUAAUCCUGAUUUUGAAGGGGAAGUAUCGAUUUGGAUUAAACCUAGUCAGUAUAAGAUUCAAGGUCAAAAGUUAUUGACAUAUUUACAGGGAUUAAAAAUUAGUAAUACGGUUGUGACUACUACUAAUAAAUAUUUAAGUCGAUUUUUCAAAAUUAAACAAUUCAAAUCGAAAAAGAUAGAUACUCAAUCGAAUGACAAGUUACUAGUUGUUAAGUUUCCUGUUAGUUUAAUAAGUUUAGAAAUCGCUAGUAAGGAUAUUUAUAUUGAGUUUAAAUCAUCAAAUCCAAUUGAAAUCAAUAAUAUUAAAACAUAUGGUAUAUCUGAGUUGAAUGCUAACAGAUAUGAUAAACAAUUCCAAUUAAUGUUUGAUAAAAUCUACAAUGAGGAUAAUGAAGUUGAGUUGUUUGACCAAGAGGAAGUGUCACAUGGAGAUGUUGACACGUCGCCGUCUAUACCAACUUACGAUUUAUUAGAUGAUGAUGAGUAUAUAUGA